This is a messenger RNA of Candida tropicalis MYA-3404, 1716 nucleotides long. It is a transcript of the gene HMS1, whose product is annotated as Hms1p. NCBI's taxonomy places the organism in Eukaryota, Fungi, Ascomycota, Pichiomycetes, Serinales, Debaryomycetaceae. The transcript has a single exon. The record is from RefSeq and is a predicted model, not a curated record. Gene Ontology annotation, molecular function: protein dimerization activity. The coding region runs from base 1 to 1716 and encodes 571 amino acids.
AUGAUAUUUAAGUUGAAUGACUAUAACGCAUUUCUAACUUCCUUGUUUGAUAAAAAGAAUGAACAACAAUUGGAGAAAAACAAUAAUACAAUAAUGGUUCAGAACAACUUAAAUCCUGAUUUAAAUGAUGAUACUACUAAUAAUCAUCAGAGAUUCCCACUUGAUUUUGACUUUGGUUUAGCUCCACCACAAUAUCUUCAACCUAAUAAUGAUAGUCCUAAUAGCGACUCACAGAGUAAUGCUGAUGCCAAGUUUGGCUUGACUAAUGGAUCAGGGAAUUAUCACAAUUUUGAGUAUGAAUUGCCUACUAACACAGAAUUUAUCGCUGAGAUUGCUGCAUUUGAUAAUAAAGAGAAGUCAAUGGCUACUACAACUCAUGAUUCAACAAGCUCAAUGAAUAACAACAAUGGUAGUCACACUGGUAGUAAUACCCAUAAUAAUGGUACCCCGAACCUUGAUCAAUUUUCACGAUUCAAUGCAUUUGAUGAAAACUUGGAAGAUUCAAUGAUGUUGGAAGAUGAUACUGAUAGUCCAAUGGUAUUUAAUUUGAACAAUCAAGGUAGUUAUGCUAACAGUCUUCAACCACAACAUUCCCAACAUCCAUCACUACAAUCACAACCACCUACAUCACAACAUCAACUUCCACCACCUGCACCCCAACGACAACAACAACAACAACUACAACCAGGGCAAGGAACACCACAACAUCAAAUGUCUAAUUCCCAUACACCUUUGUUUCAAGGUCAUAAUACCCCAGUUCUUGCUCAAGUGAAACAACAAUCAUCACAACAACACCUGAGAGUUGGAAGCAGUCAAGAGUUGACAUCUAUGGGUACACCAUUAGCAUCCCCAUUAUCUAUUGAUACCAAUAAUUUUAAUCCAAAUAGAUCAACAACAAAUAAUAGCAAAGAAUCAUCUGUAUUAGAUUAUCAGAAUUCCAAAAUGUUGACUGAACAAGCGUCUAAAUUAUCAUUUGGAAAUGGUCAUGCAUUACAGCAACAACAACAACAAGUACCACCAUCAAGUUCAAGUAGUAUAAUUGCAAUGAAUGGAAAUGGGACUCUUGCAGAUUCCCCACCAGUGUCACCAUUAAAUAUUAAUAAUACACCAAAACCAAAAGUUGCCAAAACUAAACAAACAAGAGGACGUAAAUCAAAACUUGAAAAUCAAUUAGGUAAUAAUAAUAAUAAUAAUUCUAAUGACAACAUCAAUUCAAUAAAUCAUAAUCCACAUCCAGGUCGUCCAAGAAUUAAAUCGGCUCAUAAUGUCAUUGAACAAAGAUAUAGAAAUAAAAUCAAUGACAAGUUUAAUGCUUUACAGAAUUCAGUUCCUACACUAAGAAUAUUGGCAAAAAAGAAAGAACGGGAGAAAUAUUUAGCACAACAACAUAAUGCCAAUAAUAGUAAUCAUGAUUCAAAUAGUAAUAAUGAAGAUUAUGAUUCAUCAGAUGAUGAAAUGAUUGAGAAUAAGAGUAACAUGAAUGGAACUCCAAACAAUUCAAUGAGUAAUGGUGUACUUUCAUCUUCAAUGGAUGAUGACAUUGAUUUAGAAGGAUUAGAGCCAGCCAGAAAGUUGAACAAAGGAACAAUAUUGGCUAAAUCAAUUGAAUAUAUCAAGUUCUUAGAGUUAAAAAAUGAUAGAAUGAAACAAGAACAUGAUGAAUUGAUUUUGAAAGCAAGAAUGUUAGGAUUGGUUAUUGAUGAUGAACAAUUAUAA